This is a messenger RNA of Balearica regulorum gibbericeps (East African grey crowned-crane), 1093 nucleotides long. NCBI's taxonomy places the organism in Eukaryota, Metazoa, Chordata, Aves, Gruiformes, Gruidae. The record is from RefSeq and is a predicted model, not a curated record.
AUGCGGGUGCUAGAGGGAGCUGCCCCGGGCGCUCUCACCUUGCUGCAGGCCGAUUUCCGCCUGGCUCUUAUUCAGCUCCGUGUGUCAGCUGUUAAAUCAGAUAACCUUCAACGAGCCUGUGGGCUGGUGAGAGAAGCAUCAGCUAAAGGAGCAAAAGUUGUGGCUCUGCCUGAGUGUUUUAAUUCUCCAUAUGGGACCCAAUACUUUAAGGACUAUGCAGAGAAGAUCCCUGGGGAAUCAACACAAAAGCUCUCAGAAGUUGCAAAGGAAUGCAGCAUAUAUCUCAUUGGAGGCUCUAUUCCAGAAGAGGAUGACGGAAAGCUGUAUAAUACAUGUACUGUCUUUGGGCCUGAUGGUGCAAUGUUGGCAAAGCAUAGGAAGGUUCAUUUAUUUGACAUUAAUAUUCCUGGGAAGAUACAGUUCAAAGAGUCUGAAACACUGAGUCCGGGGAAUAGUUUCUCCAUGUUUGAUACUCCAUACUGUAAAGUGGGCCUGGGCAUCUGCUAUGAUAUCAGAUUUGCUGAGAUGGCUCAGAUCUAUGGACAGCAAGGUUGUCUGCUGCUGAUAUAUCCAGGGGCUUUUAACCUGACAACAGGACCAGCUCAUUGGGAACUGCUACAAAGGGGGCGAGCUGUUGAUAAUCAAGUCUUCGUAGCUACAGUAUCUCCUGCUAGAGAUGAAAAAGCAUCCUACAUUGCCUGGGGACACAGCACUGUAGUAAAUCCAUGGGGUGAAGUCAUAGCCAAAGCUGGGGCUGAGGAAACAGUUGUAUACACAGAUAUAGAUAUGGAGAAACUCGCAGAAAUACGUCAGCAAAUUCCAAUUUUAAGCCAGAAGCGUUGUGAUCUCUAUGCUGUAGAGAUGAAAAAGUGAAGCUGGGUGAUAGGGAAGGUUCAGCUGGCACAAAGGCUGCUGCUUUCAUCUUUGGAAGGAUUCCCUUGCUCGUUGCUCCACAAUCUACUGCUAAAUGUGCCAGCUAAUUUAAAAAAAAACAACAACAAAACUUUGAUGUAAUUCUAAAAUUGAUUCAAGUACAACUUUUCUAUAUCCUCUCAUACUUUAUUUUACAGUAUUUUACAGCUAGAAUAAAGAU